Messenger RNA from Lodderomyces theae, 1602 nucleotides. RefSeq lists its product as uncharacterized. Lineage: Eukaryota; Fungi; Ascomycota; Pichiomycetes; Serinales; Debaryomycetaceae. The record is from RefSeq and is a predicted model, not a curated record. Bases 1 to 1602 code for a protein of 533 amino acids. The transcript has a single exon.
AUGUACAGCUUUAUCACUAUCUCCUCGCAAGAGGGCCAAGGCGUUUCUCAUUUCAACAACGCUUACGUAUCCGACAGUAAGGAAAACGAUGACUACGGGUUUACUUUGAUUGAAUCAGCAUUGUCGGAGUUGAAGGAUUUGGUUUCAUAUGUUGAUGACAAGAACAAGACAUCAGCACCACCCACUCAAGCACAUCCAAACACUCACUUCUCAGCUGAAACCAGAACUGUCAAGAGCCAACACAAAGCUACCGCAUUCUACCCCGUUUUUUCCCAGUCUACAUCAUCAAAUGUUUCAAAUACAACUACCCAUACCAAAAGCGCAUUCACCAAACAUCAACACGGAUCAAAUGACUUCUCAAGUAAAAGGUUGACGAAGUCCAAGAUGAGAAGAGAAGAGGAUGAAGACGUUGGCGUUGUUAAAGGGGGCUCAUUCUACCCACUAGACUUCAAGGACGACGACAAGCACGAGAAUGAUACGUCGAUGGUUAUUGAGUCCUCAAAAAUGAUGCUUGCUAGGACCAAGAGACACACACAACAACCAAAACAAAACCAAACAAGCUUUCUGCCAUCCACUUUGAGCAUUCUCAACAAAAACACCUCCACCAACUGUUUCAAUCCUCAAGUCUCGUCAUUCAACCCACGAAAACCACUGACCGCGCAGAAGCUGAAGUACAACAAGAUCAACUCAGAUGAACCAAAGAUGUCUUCCACGCCUAGCCUUGUCACGGGACCAGUCCGAAGAUUUGCCACUCCAUGGGACGAUUGCGGCGAAGAUGACGUUGAAGCUGCUGUUGCAGUGAGUGACCCAAAUGGGGACAAAUCAAAGAAUGGGUCCAUCUCCAGUAUAGAAAACGCAAUCCUUAACUACAGACCACCUCAACCACCAGCCCCAAUGAAAUGGACCCCAGAAGUGUUGCUCAUUGGUGGUGAGUCAGACAGUGGUAACAAAGUGAAGUUCAAUAAUAAGAUGGAGGUGCGUCAGUUUAGCAAUGACAAGCAUCAGGACUUUACUCGAGUUAUCGAAGGGAAGAACAAGGACAAGAAACUUCGUAGGAAGUGGUCUUGGGGAUCCAAGAGGAAAGCACCAACAACAAACAUUGAUGGAAAGCCCAGCAUCUUGAAGAGGACUGGAUGGGUUCCUGGUGAGUACAUUACAGACGAAGUGGUUCCAAUAUUCUCGCCCGACACAGAAUCAGGACGUGUUGCGCUUCAGCUUGGUUUGGAUCUGGACGAGGAGGAAGAUACUGAAGAUGUCUGUCCAGCUGCUAUGCGGGGGGAAUAUGCAACGACAAUUCGGUGUGACUUGUGGGAUGAUGACGAUGAAGAAGAAGAAGAAGAGUGGAGACCCGAUUCCAGGUAUAUGGCGGACACGCCAAUGAAGAUGUUCAAAGCAAGAGUCCGGAGAUUUGUUUCGGGGGUCAAGAUUUAUGGAGAAAAGCUUCAAAGCUUGAUGUCGUUGCACACCCAUUCUAGCGGAAUGUCUGGUCUGGCCAACCAGUCGUUUGUUAGUCUGGAUUUGGGUGAAGAUGACUUGGGUGACGAGGCGGAAGAAUACUUGACCGUUGCUCCUACAUCAAGACCAAUGAUGAUACGCGAAUAA